Messenger RNA from Exophiala bonariae, 1002 nucleotides. RefSeq lists its product as uncharacterized. Lineage: Eukaryota; Fungi; Ascomycota; Eurotiomycetes; Chaetothyriales; Herpotrichiellaceae. The record is from RefSeq and is a predicted model, not a curated record. The transcript has 3 exons. The coding region runs from base 1 to 1002 and encodes 333 amino acids.
AUGUCUCCGGAUCUAAACACCGUGCCACGUUCUCCUCGAAGCUCUUCGACCUCACAGGGAGCGUCCGCAGCACCCCCACCAUCAUCAGCAGCAGCACCAGUGUGGCCUCAAUCGGCUUCGAGAAGAACCUCCACCCAAAUGUUACCUCCUCCCCUACCUGUCAAUGGCAGCCUACCUAGUUCUCCGCGUCCUGCUCAGGCUACACUGGGGGACAACACAGGAGUGGGCAUCGGACCAGGCCCUAUAAGACAUCCCAGACCUCUAACAGCGGCCGAGCUACAUCUUGAGCUUGAGAAGGAGCAGGAAAGCAUCGUGAACCGUCUCACUCGCGAACUCUCCGCUCUAAGAGCACAAACAGCGUCCGUGGCCUCGACUACUUCGUCCACUUCUGAUCACUUCUUCUCUUCCAGUGACCCAUAUACGUCCACCACAGGGACUGCCACCACCAUCAUCCCGACAUCAGCUCGACGCCACCGCUCUUCCUCAAAUCUGUCCACACGAUCCGCCAGAUCCAUUCGAGAAAGUCUCGCCAAUGCCACAAACACCAGCGUUUCUGGAGUGGCUGCUCCUCGAGACCAGAGCGUCCAGGCGAGCAGCAGACCCAGCAUGGAACUUAGCAGACCAGACAUGAGCCGACAAAACUCCACAUCUGCGUCGGGUUUCCGCUCUUCGUCUCUCACGUCUUCCCCGCAUGUUAGCCAGGGUGCAUAUAGCGCAUACACGUCCUAUCCACAUCGAAGUUCUGUAUCUUCCAAUCCAAACACGCACCCUGCUCAGACGUCCAGCUCUGAAUCCGCCCCGACAUCCGCCUAUCCUCGCAGCCCGAACUCAGGCGCCGCGGUUGCAGCAGCCAGGUACGAGGAAGCAUCACUUCAACGUGCCGAAUUGGAAGCUGUCAAGAGAGAAAACGAACAGCUUCGAGCUCGGGUCAAGGAACUGGAGAGAAGUCUGCAGAGAUCCAACGAACAGUCCACCGGUCUAGUGACACCCACACCCUCAUGA